This is a messenger RNA of Lobosporangium transversale, 1185 nucleotides long. RefSeq lists its product as hypothetical. The transcript has 3 exons. The record is from RefSeq and is a predicted model, not a curated record. Lineage: Eukaryota; Fungi; Mortierellomycota; Mortierellomycetes; Mortierellales; Mortierellaceae. Bases 1 to 1185 code for a protein of 394 amino acids.
AUGUUCCCAGCCCGUCCUCCUGCAGAUCAAGAGCGCUUUCUUGGUUAUUUCCCUCAUAGUGGCCUUCACAACCAGCGAAUAGCAUUGGAGACAGCACUUCGACUGGCUGGAUAUCUGAAUCGGACUUUGCUCUUACCACCGCUCUAUAUGACUGAAAAGACUUUCAACAUUGGAUGGAUGCCACUUGAAGAAUUGGUUGAGAGAUGGGAGAGAAUGAACCAAGAAGAAUCAGAGUUCUGUAAAGAUAUUGAUGCCAAAGAUGUCAGGGCAAGGACCAACUUUACAGAGAAGGAAAUGAGGGGGGCACUAUACCACUCGGCCCCAAGCAAUAGGAGCGCAGAUAUGAAUUGUCGGAUUUAUCAUGCUUGGACAACCGUCCCUUGGACUUUUGUCUAUACUUUGCCCAAAGUCCUGAAGGGGUUGGCAACGAAUAUGACAUUAACAGCAUCCAUGGGGUUGGUGAAUGAUACUACACGGUUCGAUGCUAGAGUGUUGGAUGACUCCGAAUACGACUACAGGCACCACUCAGAGCCGCCAGCCAGUGUAGUGGAUAUCCUGGACGCAACAUAUACUGCAGAGGGCCACAUUCAAACCUGGAUUAAAUCCGCUAACAAAACACUGCCAAGGUUUUUAGGGUUACACCUUCGGACAUUCGACGGUGGAUUUGUAAAAGACGCCUCACAGAAUAUAGAGCUAAUGGCUGCUUGGGUUCGGGAGAUCGUCCAGAUGGAUAAAGCAAACCUGACCAAUACACAGCCACCAACAUCAGCAUCAGUAGCGUCAGUAACAAAGCCAGCUCUUGCACAGGAAUCGCCGUCGACACAUCGAUCACCGUCAGCUCCAGAAGUGAGGCAGCCUGCGUUUCUGGAUCUUUGCAGACAACAAUCUCAAGAAUCACACUUCAUCUUUUUAGCCACCGAUGUCCCUCAUCCACGCGAAUCCCCACUCCUUUCUGAUUUUUUGAAUGAAUUUCCGUGUACCAUGGUUUUGUCUGAUUUUCCUGAGGCAACGGCGAGGCUAGUGAGGAUUCAGAAUCCAUUCGACAACGUCCGCAUGUUGCCGUUCUUGAUCUUAUUGUUGGAUGCCAAUAUGGCCGCAAAAGGAAGACAGUUCCAUGGUACUGACAAGAGUACGUUUCAAGGUAUAUUGAAGAGCAUCUCUGGACAAAAUACCAUCCUGGCGUAG